AGAGUCGCUUUUAGGAAUUUGUCUAGUAGCUAGCAUGGUGCGAAUGUUGGAAGCAUGGAAGCAAAGCAAAGGCCGAGAAUGGCGGCAACCCAUUACUCGAGACCAUAAAUCUCACAUCAACCCCACAAAUACUCAACCGGGGCUGAGAGAGAGAUUUGUAUUAAAAGAGAAGAGCGAUAGGCAGAAGAUAUGGGUCAUGUGGUGGCCUAUUUAGAAAUUAGGGAAAUUUAAAUUGUAGCAGAAAACAGAAGAAGGUGGGUCUAGGACUCUAACGCGGUUUUCUAUUUCUGGAAAGUGGUUUUUAAUUGUGAUGACUAUGGAUAGCUUGAACGUUUUAGACAAGGAAGCAAAAGAUUUUUCCAAGUUGGGUGUGGAGCUGCAGAGCGUUGACUCGUCUACUAACAAGGCGAUUAUGGCUCAAUAUCAUGAUAAUGAUGGAAAUCAGCACCGUCCAUUUCCAUCAUCUGAGAGUUGGGUUGGCGAUGGUGAUGGUCCCACAGGUAACGACAGGCCUAUAACUUAUGAUGCAUACCAUGUUGUUGCUGGUUGUUCUGGUGCUGCUGCUGUUACAACAAGUUCUGGUACAAUUGUAAGAGCUGUGCAGCCUUUUGACAUUUCUCCCCCCACACCUCUUCAGACCGCCUCCAAGUCCCCAGGGAGGAUGGCAACGACAACAACAUCUUUGGGUUUGGGGUUUCCUUUUACAAAUGCACAGUGGAAAGAGCUGGAGAGACAAGCUAUGAUAUACAAGUACAUGAUGAAUGCUGUUCCUGUUCCUCCUGAGCUCCUCAUUCCCAUUAGCAGGACUUCCUCAGACCCGGCUGCUUCCCACGCUCCCUUGGGUAGUAGUGGUUUGAAGCUGAGGCUGUCAAGUGGUACAGAUCCAGAGCCAGGGAGGUGCAAGAGAACAGAUGGGAAGAAAUGGAGAUGCUCCAGAGAUGUGGCGCCUGACCACAAGUACUGUGAGCGCCACUUGCACAGAGGCCGUCCCCGUUCAAGAAAGCCUGUGGAAGUUCAUGCCAACAACGACAACAUCAAGAGGUCCCGCCGUGAAGAUUAUCAGGCUCUUCCUACUCCCUCUGUUUCUGCGGCUAUUCCUAACCCCACAAUCAACACUAGUGGUUUUUCAUCUCAGUUUCUUGGACCUACUACUUGCCAGCCAUACCACCAACCCACUGUGGUCUCCGUUGCAUCCCACAAGGAACCAAGGAGCUUGGACUGGAUGUUGAAAGGAGAACCUGUUCCCAUGGAUACAACUGUCCAACAAUGGUACAAUCUGAUGCAAACUAAAAUGGAAUUCACCUAUGGGCCCUCGUUCUGUAACGCCGAUGCCUCUGCUUUCAAACAAAAUUACUCAGAGGAUCCCCUGAAUAUGAAUUCAUAUGCAUAUUUCAGCACCUGUGAAGAUCCACGGAACAAAGACUGUUGUUUGUUCGUCAACCCAGAUGUGGUUUCUAAUCAAGAGCAUAACACAGGAACCACAAGGGGUUUUAUUGAUGCAUGGUCUAAUGCAGUAACAGAGGAAAACAUAGCCAACUCUAGCGCCAUGUGCUCUGUCUCAUCGGACCGGCUCUCACCCUCUUCACUAACUCUAUCAAUGGGUGGCAGUAACUCCAUUGAUGAAGAAAUGGGUCAAAUCCACAUGGGCUUAGGCCAAUUUGGAAGGGAUCAAAACAAUGAAAGUGGUAGCAAGUCCCAUCUCUCAAGCUGGCUCACCCCUGCUUCUUCAGUUGCUCCUGCACCAGGUGGGCCAUUAGCCGAGGUGUUGAGACCAAGCACGGUUGCUACCGCCACCGGGGCAGCAUCGGAGCCGUCAACUCCAAUCACUGGGAAAGGUGAUUCAAGCAGUUCUCCGGCAAUCAUGGUCUCAUCACCCUCUGGGGUUCUUCAGAAAACAUUUGCUUCAUUCUCUGAUAGUAGUGGUAAUAGCAGCCCCAACCUUGGGAGUUCAAGGGCCAAUCCUGAGAUCGCUUUGCCAUGGUUGAAUUAGGGCAAAUUGGUCCGUUAUCUUUUUGAAUCAACAUGAUGAAUUAUAGUUAUGGUUCUCUUAGUUUGGUAGGUCUUUGAUGGGCUCCAUGGUUAUUUCAUUUUGAUCUUAGUUUGGAUAAUCAGUUGUGUAUCUGGAAUAGCUUUUUGGGACAUACAAAGCUUUUUUACAAGGUCAAAUGAGAAUCUGUUUGGAGCUGUGGUUUGUGUUGACCAUUGAUUGAUAGAGGCAUGUAUAUGAUUAACAUAGCCUUUUGUUGAUGUCUUCUUUUUUUUUCUUUUUUGUUUUUGGUCCGACCUUCCUUCCUUCCAAGUACAUAUGGUCACAUGAAAUUGAUGAUGUCAAUCCCUAGUACCUUUUGACACCAUAGGAGCAGGACAAGAAUCAUG
Molecule: messenger RNA, 2376 nt
Organism: Alnus glutinosa
Lineage: Eukaryota; Viridiplantae; Streptophyta; Magnoliopsida; Fagales; Betulaceae
Product: growth-regulating factor 1
Exons: 4
Coding region: 311-1990 (559 amino acids)
Biological process (GO): developmental process; DNA-templated transcription; regulation of DNA-templated transcription
Cellular component (GO): nucleus
Molecular function (GO): ATP binding
Source: RefSeq, a predicted model, not a curated record